Molecule: messenger RNA, 26800 nt
Organism: Marmota monax (woodchuck)
Lineage: Eukaryota; Metazoa; Chordata; Mammalia; Rodentia; Sciuridae
Product: NADH dehydrogenase [ubiquinone] 1 beta subcomplex subunit 1
Exons: 2
Cellular component (GO): mitochondrion
Source: RefSeq, a predicted model, not a curated record
AUGAGAGAACAGGAGAAGUGGGUGACUGAGCUCACCACUGCCUGUUUUUUUGGCCCUGAGGCCUCAAUAGUCAUCGUGAACUUACUUCAUAUUGUGCAUGACCACUGGGCUCAUAUAUUUGUUCCUAUGAGAUUUGUCUUAGGAUUUUAACUGGACAAAAAGAAUGAAGAAAAGCUUACUGCCUUCUGGAAUAAGAGUCUGUUAUUUAAAGUGAAAAUGAGACCUAAUGAAGAAGUUACCUGAAAAUAAAAGAUUGUAACUAAAUUACAGAAUGUUCACAUUUUAAAACACUGACAGUAUUUAAUAUGAAUGAACAAAAACUCAUAAAAAUACUAUAUUUGUCCAUCCAGAAGACUUGUUUAAAAAAAAGUGGAAAUUGAUGAAGGAAAUUUUUCUUAUUUCAAAUUUUAUCUCAAAAUUUUGAGCCUUUUGAUUAACUAUUUGUUAUAGUCUUUUAAAGGUACUUGCAAAGGAAAGGUACAAGUCCAAUUGUGUAUAUCAUACACUUUAUUGUGUUCAAGCAUUACUUUCCUAUUUUGUAUAUUUAUUUGUUCAACAGUAUUUAGUGAAUACGUACAUGUGCCAAGCACUGAGGAUAUAAUUCUAAACAGAUUAAGGCUUUUCCCCCCUUCAUUCUAUAAGAUAGUAGGAAAGAAGACAGUAAAUCACACAGCUACAAUAUUGUGAUAAGUACUACCAAGAAGGAACACACAGGGGUGCAGAUGAAUAGAAGUCAAAUGAAGAGAGAAAAAGGGGGUUGUCUUUCUUACAGGUAGCAGGAACAGUUCCUGCCUAGACUUAUAAGGUAGUGUGGGCCCAACUCCAGCAGACUUCAUUGUGCCUUGACCUUGAUGGAAAAGUAGUAGCAAGAGGAGAGAUAUCCUGAGAUCAAGUCUGGAGGAAAUUUUAACCACUUAAGGAGUACUGGGCUUUAUCUGCAGGCCAUUUGUGGACCUGUUAGAGAUUUGUUGCCUAGCAUGCAGGAGGUCCUGAGUUCAAUUCCCAACACUGCAAAAAGAAAAGAAAAGAAAAAAAAAGGAGGGGUGUGUGUGUGUGUGUGUGUGUGUGUGUGUGUGUGUGUAUUCUCAUAAUGGUAAAAUAUACAUAACAUAAAAUUUAUCAUUUUAACCAUUUUAAGUGUUCAGUUCAGUGGCGUUUAAUGCAUUUUCAUUGUUUUACAACUGUCACCACUAUCCAUAUCCAGAACUUUUUUAUCAUCUUCCCAAACUGAAACACGGUACCCACGGAACACUAACUCCCCAUUUACCUCUCCUCCAGCACUAGGCAACCACCAUUCUACUUUCUGCCUCCUUGGAUUUGACUAUUCUUGGUACCUCAUAUAAGUAAAAUCAUAUGCUAUUUGUUCUUUGUGUGUGUGUGUGUGUGUGUGUGUGUGUGUGUGAGAUUGGUUUAUUUCACUUAGUAUAAUGUCUCCUUAGCCACAUUAUACUAUAUGUCAGAAUAUUCUUCCUUUUUAAGGCUGAGUGAUAUUUUGUUGUACCUAUAUAUCACAUUUUGUUUAUCCAUUCAUUCAUUGAAGGCAAUUUGCAUCUUUUGCCUAUUGUGAAUAAUUCCACUAUGAACAUGAAUAUGCAAAUAUCUGUAUGAGUUUCUGCUUUUAAUUCUCUGGGGCAUAUGUCCAGACCAGAGGUAAAAUUCCUGGAUCACUUGGCAAAUCUCUUUUUUUAACUUUUUGAGGAAUUGCGAUACUAUUUUACAAAGCAUCAGCACCAUUUUAUAUUCCCACCAAAGUUCCAGAUUUUCAUAUCCCCAUCAACACUUGCUAUUUUGUCUGUUUCAUCUUAUUUAAGAAUUGUCAUCCUAAUGGGUAUGACACUACAGAUUUUUGAGCAGAAAAGGAACACUGUCAUCUUCAUUCUGGAGAGUAGAUUAAAUCAGAAUUGUUAUGGAUAGGAACACCAUUAGAAGGCUUGCUGCAGUAAUUCAGGUGAGAGAUUGGUGACUUGAACCAGGAUUUAGAAGUAAAUUCCUUCCAGGGAGAUUAGAAGGUAGAAUAGACUGGAUCUGGUGGAUAAUUGGAUAUGAGGUGGAUAUGGGAAGGAAGGAAAAGUCACAUUUGAUUUUCAGUUUCUUGGCCUGUACUGGAGGGAUAAAUAGUAAUGUCAUAUACUAAAAUGGGGAAGAGAGGUAAAGGGUCCUAAGUGAACAGAGUGGAGGCAUGGAAUUUCCUGGGGAACUGGAAUUUGGUGAUAAAUGGUAUUAAAACAGGAUAUAAGUUAUAACAGUGAGUUUCCUUCAGAGAAUUAGGAUGCUAUGCAAUACAUAAUGGCAACAUUGAGGACAACGAUCCUGGUAAGGGUUAUCUUAGACUGAACUCUGAAGAGCUUAAACUCAAGCCAGCAGGUAUUUAUUUGCAGGAUUGUGCUCUGGGCUAGGACCUGAGCCGGAUGCUGGCUCCCUUUUUCCAUCCAGUAAGAUAGCCACAAAGCAUAUUUGGAUGUGGACAGAACUGCUAUGUAAGGGAAAAGAGAGCAGUUUGGGUGAGUCUGAACAGAAUGUCCUUAGUAUAGAAAUUCUGAAAAUGGGAAUGUAGUGAUGUUUUCUGCCUUUCGUUAAUUAUUCUAUUCAGCACUUUUAAGAAAUUUUUGGAACAAACGUUCUAGAAGCUGAACUCCAUCAGGCACUUAAAUUUCCUAAUUCUUUUUAGUUUGCUUCAUGAUGAUUUAUUGCAUCUUGAUUUUUUAAGUUUUUGUUUUAAAAUCAAUAACAUCAAGUACUUAAUGAAGUAUUGUUCAAUUACUGUUUAAGGUGCAUUCAUGACUACACAUUAUUUUAAAGGAUAUCUUAAAAGUUGACAGUCUUACAGUAAAUUGCAGGGAUGGAGGGUCCCAAGUGCUUUGGUUUGUUAUUGCUAUUUGCACAUAUACCCAAAUGGGCCCAUCUGUUUAGUAUUUUAUCUUUAAUGUUUUCAUUUAUUUAUAAAGCACUUAAGCCAUCAAGAAUGUUUUAAAGAGUCAGUCAAAUAGAUACUAAUUUUAACCUAGUCUAUUUACUACUUACUUGAAUAUGUUCAUGUUCCUAUUUCUCCUCCUCCCUUUGUAAUACAGUAGGGUCUUUUUCACUUCCUCUUGAUUCUUUAAGCUCUAAUCUUUCCAAAAGAUUCAUUAUGUUGAUAACCUGUGUGUUAUUUUUGUCUUUGUAAAAUUCUUUUGUAACAUCUGAUCAAUAAAAUUAAGAUAAUUGCAGAGAUCACAUUUGGUAUAUCCUAUUUUAACACUACGUAUCAUCAUACUACCAACUAUAAAGUAGCUUAAAUUGAUUUCAUUUUAAAGUUUCAGACUUUUUUCUUUGUAGAUUCCUAGUCUCAUAUUCAUUGUUCAAUCAUUAAUUAACAUGACUGAGAACAGGAGUAAUUCAAAAGGCAGAGUAUCUUCCUAUAAACAAGACUUGUGCUUAUACCAGCAGGUGCUAAACCUAGCUAUCUAUCCAGUCACCUGGGGAGUUGAGGAUAAGACAUUUAUUUUGCUGUAGAAACAGUAAAGAAUUGUAAGAGUUCAGAGGUGGAAAGGAUCCCUGCAGGGUAGUGAAACUUAGGGACAGUCGGGCUGAGGAUAGAACUAAUGUGGGCCUUGAAAGAUUGCUAGGAAUUAAUAAAGGGACCACAGCAGGAAGAACAUGGAAGGUGGGAGAAAUUCAUAGGAGAGAGCUUGCAAAAAUAAAGGCAUAUUUAAGAAGGAGUAAAGAGAACAGGGCUGUUGGAGUGGAGGAUCUUUGGGGAUGAGAAUGAGCUUUUCCUACAUCCUGAACACAGUCCAGCUGUCUAAAAGGCUGCAUGGUAAUGAUCUGUUCUUUAUCCUCCAGAGUUGGAAAAUGCCUCUCAGAACCCAGUCACUUUCAUAUAUGCUUGUUGAAACAAGUUGCAAAUAAUUCAUUUGGAAUCUUUUUGUUGCUUUAUUAAAAUGAAAGGAUAAUAGUAUUAUUGCAGAGUAAAUAAGAAGCUCUGUAUCCAAAAAUAGCCUGAAAGAUUUCUAAUCUAAACUAAACUUACUUUUUAAUUUGGUGUUGCAAAGAAAUGUUCUUCAUCAUAACAGUAUCCAUGGACUCAUUAUCAUGAUAGGGAACCUGUGAUAUUUUGGGGUACCUGCCAGAUGGAUUUUUAUGUCUCUGAAGGUGAUUUCACAGACAGAUGGUCACUUUGAAUGUUUCUUGUGGCACAGUGGAAGAAUUAGAGCUAUAUAGACUUAGAAUGCUUGACACAGAGAGGAUAAAGAACCCUAUCCUUAUCUUAGUCUCUUAAAAGUUAACUGAACAUUGUUUUUGCCAUCCCAUACAUUGCAACUGCAUGGUUCUUCUCACCUGUAUUUCUUUUAUUCUUCAGCUCUUUAUUCCUUUACCAAUUUCUGACUCACUUUUCCCAUGUUUUCUUUUUGUUUCCCCUCAGAACAUUCAUGAUUUUCUGUGAAGGAACAUCUGUUUUCCUAAAAGAAAUGAGAAUUUGUGUGCUAUUUUAAAAGAUACAGAAUCUACCACUUGAAUUCUUAUUCUCAUAUAUAAAUUGUAUCAUAAUAUCCAGAGGAAAAAUUAUAGAUACCUCUGAGCAUCAUUUUUCAGUAUCUGUCUUACUUUCCUGCACCUGGCCUACAGAGACCCACAUUUUCCAUUUCCUUAUUCCUGGUGAUGGUGUUAUUUUGUUUAGCCAGAAAAUUUAAAUUAAAACAAAUCACUCUGAACACACAUCAGCAUUGUGUCCUGAACCACAGCGUUGACAUAGAUCUCAGCAUCUUUGCUUUACCCAGAUCAUCCAGAGUCAAUCUCAGGGCUUCUCUAAGAUGUUAGAGCAAUGAACAGAGAGAUUCAAGAUUACUUAUUCACUAGUUUAGCAAGUAUUUAAGUAGUAGUUAGUGUCAGGUGUUGGAGACACAGAUGAAAACUGCAAACCUGGUCCACAACUUCAAAGAUAUGAGAACAGUGUGGACAGGUAAAGCACAUAGGUUUCAACAUGGGCUGACCACAGGUAGAUUAUCAUCUUUGAUCAGUACAAAUUUAUAGAAUCACUGCUACAUCCUCUGGAGCAUAGAAGGUAAAUAUAGUGUUUAUUUCAGAGCAAUGGACCAGGUUUAUAUAUUAAUACAAAAAGGAAACUAAACAAUACAGUUCUAAAAAUUCAUAUCCUCCUCUUAUAGUGAAAUAGUAAUUUAUCUUUAUUUCUUGAUGUAAAUCAUUACAUCUCUUGGACUGCUGGGAAGGUGUCUUUUGCAGGAAAGAAUAGUUAAACUUCAUUCUUGGACCUUUGCUAUUCAGUAGGAUCCAAUAAAAUUAAAAAUUUAAUUCUUUUGUCACACUAGCCACAUUUCAGGUACUCAGUAGUCAUAUGUGGCUAGUGGCUACCAUAUUGGACAGCACAAUGUAGAGCAUUCCCAUUAUUACAGAAAGUUCCAUUGGACAGGGCUAUGUGUCUUGGCUCUGUAAAGCAACUAAGAUCUCUUUUCAAUCUUCUUGGGAGCAAAUAGAACUCAUAUGAUGUACAAUAGCAAUAUUUGUCAGUGAAUACCCUUGUGUCAACAUAAUUCCAGUUAAUUGGGAUUUGAUUGCUUAUCUUUUGUUGAGUAGAUAAUAAAAAAAAAUCCCUUUUCUUCAAAAAUUUGAAGGACUAAAGCCCUAUAUUAGGAAAAAAGUAUACAAUAGGCAAGCAUAUCUUUCAAAAUCUUCCCGAAGCCACAAUUACAUCCUACAAAAGCCACCCCACAUCAUUAUUUCAAUAUCUUGAAUGCAAAGUUAUCAGCUUAUUCAGUUUCUAGUUGCUUAGGAUUUUGGUAAGUAGAUCAAAUAUAGAUCAUAGUUUUUCUGAAGGGUAGAUAAGUGUAGUGAGGCUCUAGUAGCAAUCAUUGGUGCGAUAUUCUAACUCUUCUUUUUCAUGCCUCCACUUCUCCUUUCCUCACUAUACAAUAUACAAGAGCCUGGGCUUUGGAAGAUACACUGCAUUUGAAUCCUGGCCCUGCCAUUUAUUAUCUUUGUCAUCUUAUAUAAAUAUUUAAUUUCUCCCAACCUUAGUUUCCAUCUCUGUAAAAAUGGGAAUAACAGUAGCUGCCCUGCACUUAGCACAAUACCCAGCAGCACCGUAUAUUAAUUUCCCUUCUCUUUUAAUUUUUGUUCCUUUCUUUUCCUUCUCUUAAUUUGUUGUUGCUUGCUGCCUGUAUUUAUUCGUGCUGGUAUUGUUUUAGUAACAAAGCUAUUAUUGAGUCCUGGCUUAAAUAAAUACAUGAUGCAUCCCUUUUCAUUGUUCGUUAUAAAUCAUACACUUCAUUCACUCCUUCAACAUAUUGGAAAGAGCAAAUGGAAAAGAGGGUCACUAAUUUGCCUUCUAGAAAAGGAAAAGGGGUUGUUGAGAAGGUUUUCCAUCUCCAGUGAUUCAAGGCCUUCAUACUUUAUACCAAUUACAUAAUCUGAUUAUGAUAGUUCUAUAGUUAUUUUAGAAGAAGUCUGGUAAGAUUUAAUCUAGAUUUUAUGGAAACCAAGGUUUAUUUUUACAUUCCUUAAAGUAGUCAAAUUAACUUUUUAAAAAGGGAUAAUGUUUGUAAAAUUUAAAACGUUCCAAGCUUGCUUGCCAAAGCCAGUCAGUUUGGCAGUCAGAUUGAGUGAAGGCCUUUUUUAUUAGGAGGACUUCUUUUAGAGAUUUCUUUAUAUUAUAAAUGAGCAGAUUUUACAGUGCUUUGCCUCAUGGAAUGCACUGCACAGUCUGUAAUACAUUUCAGAAUAUGAGCCUUGGUCAUCUUUUACUUUAAUAAUAAAUGUCAAGAAACAAUGCCUUCUUUAUUUCAUAAAAUUAAUUAAUAUAACAUUUUGGAAAGAAGUGAAUGUAUUCUUUAAUUACUCCCUUUUCUUAUUGCUAUUAGUUGUUUAGCAGGUACUGAAGAGUGAAGGGGAAAAAAAGCGGUUCGAGUGAUUUUUUUCCUUUUGGUUAAAAAUUCAGGUUGUAAAGGUUGUAAAAUGUUUGGCAAACAUAAGAUGUAAUAAAAAGACAUUGUUACAGAUCAGUUACAUCAUUAAUUCCAGGAAGAAGGCAAUUGUUAUCUACUGCAAAUUCUUUCCAAACUUAAGUUGCAUUGUUAGGUAUAAUUCAAGCAAAUUUAUAGAACUUAACAUUUAAAGGAGAAAUUUGAUUGCUGUACUUUUCAGCAAAAUGGACUGUACAAAAUUAUAUUUUUUUUUGUUUUAACACAAACCAGAUAUUCAACUGCUUGCUUGGUAUUUUGGUGUUUUAAAUAUAGCCUAGUGCCAGGGGUCUAUUUAGGCUUCAAUAAAUAUUUGUUGAAUGAAUGAUUAUGAAAAAUAUUUCUUAAAAUGUGUGUGUGUGUGUGUGUUUGAAAAAUGUACAAAGCUUUAAAAAAAACUCAUCAAAUUUGAUCAGUGUGAUCAAGCAGCUUAGAUAGUCAAUUUGGGCAAAAAUAACCUUACUCUCUGAAUAACGCAAUAAGUGUUUAGAGGGUUAUGUGAGUCUCAGAGAGGGUGAUAGAGAUAGGUGGGUUAUGAUGCUUUUCAAAAAUGGACAAGGAUCCAGCUGCUGAAACAUGGGAGCAAGACACCUGGAGGAGCCUGGAGCAGAGCAAGGCAAGCUCUCUUCUUCAUCUGGAAAAGGGCCAGAGGGGCAUCACUACAGGGCAUUCAUUUCAUUCCACAUUUACAGAUUAUGCUAUAGUUAGUCCAUGAAGAUUGCUCCCUGAAACAGUGGAUUCUGAAUCUUGGAUAAUCAUCAUAAAGCAUUUAUUAAGUAUCUAACUACUUUAUAUGUAGUUAUAUAAUCCUAAUACCUUUGAUUGACAGAUAUUGCCCUCAGUUUGUUAAACCAUUUGUAUGUGUACGUGUGUGUUAUGUUGUGUUAUGUAUGCUGGUGUAUCUCCCAGGCCUAGUGAGGUGCAUAGUAUUUGUUAAACUCUCAGAAAUUAAUUGUUGAAUGAACUGAAUAUAUCAUUGAGCAUCAGUCAAGUCCUUAUGGAGAGUUUGAUUUUAUGGCAUGAUAAUUUGAUAAUGAAAAUCGGGUACCACGUGUCUAAUGCACAUAGUGAGAUAUUUCCCAGAUAGUGGGAGAAGGUGCAAAAGGCUUUGCUUCCUUUAUUUAUUGUUUGAAUCUGUCUUUGGGUUACCUCCUUCUCUCCUGUAAAUCUCCUCACCCCAAAUGCAUUGACAUUUUUUGUUGUUUCUUGUUGUUGUUUGUUUUUGUUUUUGUUUUUGGUACCAGGGGUUAAACCCAGGGCACUUUACCACUGAGACACAUUCCCAGCCCUUUGUAUUUUUUAUUUUGAGAUGGAGUCUCACUAAUUUGCUUAAGGCCUCUCAGAGUUGCUGAGGCUGACUUUGAAUUCACAAUCACCUGCCUCAGUCUCCAGAGUUGCUGGCACUACAGGCAAGUAUCAUUGUGCUCAGCAAUACCCUGAUUUUUUUUAAAAAAUCAUAGCCUCCUUUGUGACGAGAAAAGAAAUUAAAAGUAGAUGUGUAGUCCACUACUAUUACAGCUCUUGAGCUUCCUUUUUGUUGGAUUUCUGGAUACACUUUGAGGGCAAAAAUGGGGAGGGGCCUGGUGACCCUGGGCCUAUGUCCUAGGGAGAGCCAGACUGAUUACAGUCUCUCUGCUCAAUUCUGGUCACCUCCAGCAUAUUUGCAAAUCUGAUAAAAGUGGAUUUAUAAGCAACCAAUAAAUUAUGAAGCUGAAGGAUAAAUCCUAAAUUCCAGAAUAAGGGAUUGGGCUUUUCUUUGUUCAUGUGUAUUCUUUUGAAUUUAGAAAGUCAAUAAAACAAGACAGUCCAAAAUUAAAUUUGAUGCUUUGUUCUGUGUAAAUUUACUGGGUUAGUUGGUUUAAAUAAAUCAGUUCCUUUCCCCUGUUUGAAUGGUAUGUGAUUUUGAUAGACACUGUGCAGUUUGAGAUUCAAGCAUGAUGCUUUCUACAGGAACAUAAGCACUGUCUGUAAGCACUAUUUUGUUGUGUCUAGUAAGAAGCAAAGAUGGACAGUUUAGCAUUUUUAUUCCUUUGGAUCCUAUCUGUGUCUGUGGUCACUUGGACCUGCCUACCGCCACCUUCCUAAAACACUGCUUUCAUUAUGUUACUUUGCUUAGAAAUAUUCCAGUUUCCCCAUACUCCUUGACCUGGCAUUGAAAGUUUUCCUUUAGGGGAUGGAGUAUGCAAGGAAGCAUUAGUUGAGGGAGGAAGAGUCUUCUAGCCCUGGACAGGAACGGGUGACCAAUCUCAGUGAAUAAGAUUAUUUUUAACAGAUGAUUUUCCUUGUACUUUAGAAGUUUAAAUAGAAACAUGACUGUUUAUCUUUAUUUUCACUUAUGUAUAUAAGGGAAGCUAUAGUAGGGAGAUAAUUCUUUUGGUCCUGGCCAAUACUGAAUGUUCUGGGUCUUUGGUUUUUAGCUGUUAGUUUGAAACUUUGUUUUUGAGCUGUCGCCAUGACCAAUCAUAUAUAUUACCAGAAACUAAAAUUACUUCAUUAUAAAGCAAUCCCUAGGAAAGAUUUAUUUAAAUGGUAUUAAUUUAUUAUUAAAAAAUCUUUCUUCUAUUGCAUAGAGUUAAUUCUACAUUGAGUUCCAAAUUGUAUUGUCCCCCUCCCCCACACCUCCUUACCCUUGGACCUCUUCCUCCUUAAAUUUCUCAUCGAGCAGCACCAGUGUCUGGUGAGUGUUUGGGCUUAUGGAUUGUAGAAUUCCAGCAUUCCAUGCUCGUAAGUUAGUUAAGUUUAAUAAGGUUUUCCUGGCUUUCUUAUGGGCUUUUCUUGGAUCUCUUAUUAAUGAUUACUAUUCACAUCUUAUUAAGAAAACUAUAUAUUAUACUCUCAUUAAGCAUGUUUUGUACAGGGCUCACAGCAACAGUCUGACAUGGAAAGGCUUGAGUUUAAGGGUAAGUACUUUAUAAUUUAGUGUAACUUUAAUGUAACACAUGAGGCUGUUUGCUUUAUAACUUCAACUAAACUAUGCAGAUUUUAAUUCAUGUGCUGAGGAAGAAUGUUUUCUUUUAACCAAAGCUCCUUUUCAAUCCUUUAAAAAUAUUUUUAAUUAACAGUUGUUCCUUUCAGAAUUCUAAUUGCUUUAAAGUAGUUUCUUUACUGUUGCCAAAAAAAAAAAAAAAAAAAAAAAAAGGCUUUCUUAGAUUACUCUUUUGGGGUGUGCAUUGUAUGAGACCAGAACCAUGUGGUAUUUUGACCUUUCAUAGUGCCCUUCCUCUGCCCCCCUGAUAAGUGGCAGAGACAAAAUGUGUUUGAAAAUGAAUUUCCCAUGCCCUGCUUCCCUCACCUUUCAGCAAACAGCAGAAUAGCCACCUUUUAACUAGUGAUCUGCUAGGCCUCAGAACUCAUCUUAAGGAGAAAUAAUUAACUAAUAGUAUGACACCCCCUGCCAUUCCCAACCUAUUUUGUAUAAUAUAAUUCCUUUCUUGGUGACUUGAAUAGUAAUAGCAUUAUUUCUUGCUUCCUACUUAUUUCGGACCUGGAUCAACUAAUAAAAGUAAAAACUUUUUUUAACCUGAACUGGAACUGAAGCUAUUACAUGAAAUUCAGAUUUGUUUCAGCUUUUGGAGUGGUUUUGAGUUUAUGUGGUACAGGCAGAGAUCAUGUACAAUUAAGCACAAAACAUUUAUUGCUUUUCUUUGGGACAUCACAAAAAUACUUUCAGGGGUUACCAGGCUUAGUUGCUAACUGAGAUAACUGUUAACCAGAUUCAGUGAAUGUGCAGAUUUGCCCUCAGCAUUUCUGUUGAAUAGACAAUCCUUAAGUUUCAGAUAGUUGUUUUUUUUUUUUUGCCAGAAAGUUUUGUUUGAGUUUGCAUGGUGACUUAUAUGUGCAUAAAACUGCACAUUUCUAUCAUUUGAUGCAAUCUUUUAAGCUAUAUUCUUAGAAACAUUCUUAAUGUCUUUAAGGGAAAAUUUGCAAAUUAUUUAACAGCUGCAUUCGAGGUAAGUUUUUUCCCCCAGCUAAUUAGUAGGCAUUGAAUGGUUAAGUGGGCUUUAAAGUAGAAGAGAGCAAAUUCAUCAGGAAUGCCCAUAGUCCAUAGAUACUUAAGCAGUUACUUGUCAUUUUGAAACACAUGCAUUAUUUUCUCCUUUACACUGGCAUAUUCUCAUCAGUUAUAAAGAGACUAUAAAUUUGUUUAAAAAGUAGAGAUUGAUUACUGUAGGAUGGAAUGGUCAUAAUCAGGUCUGCAUCUUAAGAGAGAUAAAUUCAACACAGUAUUAAAAAUGAUUUUUGGUAUCAUAGUUUAGAAACUAAAUAUUUAAUUUUUCCUAGUUAAAAUAACUAACCUAAGACACUAUAUUUACAAAACAUGAAUUAAAAGAGAAGCAAUAAUUCUUCAUUAUUGUGAAUUAAGUCUGUAAAAUUUAAAUUAUAUUACAGUAUACAAUUAAAUAGAACAUUAUAACUGUCCCAUUGAGGUUUCAAGUGGGAAAAGAUGAACAUUUUGAAGUGAUAUACCUCCUCCUCUUACCUUACUAAAAAUAUGUAAGUUUUCUAUGAAAAAUAAUUAGCUAUUAAUGGAUUCUACAUUAAUGAGGUAUGUGAUUAUUUGGUUAUAUAAGCAGCACAAGAACAGUUAGUUUUACAUCAACAUUACAAAUUAGGUUACAUAACAUUCAAAUAUUUACUAUUCUACUAUCACAUGACUUUUUCAUUUGAGAUUUUUGUAACAAAAUGACCUUUUUAAAGAAUUUUAAUAAUAAAUUUUAUUGUUACUAAAAAUAUAUAAUAUUCUUCAAAUAUGAAUAACAGUUAAUCUGUGAGUUUAAAGAUCUUUUUUAAAUUAUGAUGUGGAACUUUGUCAUGCACUGUACUUGUGUCCUUGGUGAAGAAAACAGACUUUAAUGGCAUUAAGUUGCAAUUAAAAUUAAUAAUGACAGUAUUACUGAUUCCAGUGAGCUCUUACUGCAUGCCAGACAUUGUGGUAAAUUUUACAUUUGUUCUGAUUUAAUCUUGAAAGCAACCCAAGGAAUUUAGUGCAAUUGGUGCCCUCUCCAUUUUAUAGAAGAAAAUACUAAGGUCUGAAAAAUUAAAUCGUGUUUUAAAAAAUUAAUUUAAUAGUUAAUUGAGUCCAGGUCCAUCUUAUUUGGAAGUCUUUCUCCUAAUUGCCUCUCUAUGCUGUGCAAAUAUUUUUUUUGGUUUAGUUUCAUAAGAAGUUCCAGACAUAAUUAUGGAAUGCUUACUAUAUAGUAGGCACUGUGCAAGUUCAUUCUUGAAAUCAUAGAACUGAGAUCACACUGAUCACAGAUAAUACAAAUAAUCAUGAGGGCACAGAUGAACCAUCUUCAACUCCUCUAGUAAUUUCUGGGAUCACGGCAACAAAAUAUUCAUGGUGCCAACUUGCAUAAACCCUGAGGAAAAAUCCUACCUGAUUUCUCUAGCCUUGUUGUAUCACCUCCAUGUAGUUUGUAAACAUCUUCCCUGAUGUGGGGCACACACUAGAUUCUUGGAAGCGUUAGUAGUGAUAAGUACAUAUUUCCAGUUUUAAAGUGAAGUUUUGUUGCUCAUCAGAAGCCUUUUAUGGACAAUUUAAGAUCUGUAUUAUGUAAGACCAUAUGAACAGAUGUUGCUGAAACUACAAGAGAAAAGAUAAUUCUCAUAUAGGAAUCAACCAUUUGAAACACUAUGAGAACUUUGUUUUUGUGCAUCUUUCUAAACUUAAACUGACCUGAAUUUUAGCUACCUGAGGUUCUGUAUAAACUUUUAUCUUAGGUUUUGCCUAAAGCAUGACCUUUUUAGGACAACCAAUCUAAGGUGAUAGAAGCCUGAAUAUUGAUUAUUGACUGGGAAGAGGCACAAGGGAGCUUUGGGGGUGUUCUGAUAUGUCAUUAUUUCUUUAUCUGAAAAGUGGUUACAUGGAUAGCUACAUGUAUAAAAACUAUCAGAUUAUACACUUCAACUUUGUGCCUUUGACUGAAGAAUUGAGUGGAAUGGUUUAAAAGAAAGAUAUUAGGGAUUUAAGAGCACCACCCCAUCCUAUCCUAAAACUUCCUUUCACUUUUUUGGCAAGUUUAUAUAGACAUGAAAGGCAAUGACAGUACUGUAUUAAUUUUUGUAUUUCUGGUAUAGAGGGGAAGAGAGAAUGGAGGCACGUGGAAGGAGAGGGGAUAAUGUCACUUCACAGUCGGCAUACACACUUCUCCUCUUAGUAGCUCCAUAAUAAACCCAGCUCCGCUCUAUGUGCCUCCUUUUGCUAUAUGCAUAUGUUUUUCCCUUGAUUUGAAGAUAGCAAAAUUAAGCAGCAUUUUGAUUUUGGAAUCUAAAAAAAUCUAAUAGGGCUGGCCUAAGUUAUUUGGCAAGUGGAGGGGGACUAAUGUCUAAAUAUGUACAUUCUUGUACAUAUCUUGCCUUACUUGCUUUCCCACUUGCAUCUCUGUUACAGUCUCUCAUAUUCCUGUUUUGGUAAUUGAGAGCAGAAACUGUAUCUUUACUUUUUACUGCUCAGCAAGUGAAUUGGAAUUUUUAGGGUGGAGAAGAGAUGACAAAAGGAAUGAUUUAAUGUGUUGAGAAAAUAAAGGGCUGUCCUUAGGCUGCCCUCCUUAGGGAAGAUAGUAAGAUAUCUUUCCUAUCUCUCUGUCAAAGAUGAUAUGAUAGAGGUAACCAAGAUUAUAGAAAGAUUUAAGAUUUCCCAUAUGGAAGAGCCAGAUUUAAGGUCAGGAAGAAGAAAUAGAAAGGGUGAUUUGAACAUUUAUGACAAGCAAGAGCCCUUGGAGUCUUUUUUCUCCCACAUACCUCAGCCUAUGACAUAAGUCUGGGAAAACUUAGUUGACCUGGAAUUACAUAUGAGUUUACUUUGUACGAAAUACCUACGUACAAAGAAAGCACAUGGGAGUUCAUGUCAUAUGUUGUCAUGUUUGGAAGUUGAGCUGAAAGGCUUUUGAAAAUUCUUUUAGAUUCUUUGUUAUAGACUAUAAUUCAGCAUAUAAAUGCCAUAGAGAAUUAAAAUUCUUAUAUUUGGUUGGGGACCCAUUUAAUAAUUUUUUUCUGGUCUUUUACUAGCUGAAAAUAUUUUCAAGUUGCAGAUGUGCGAAUAACAUGGUAAACUCAUUAAUUCUUUAAAGGGAGUUAGGAUUUUCUAAAUGUAGUCCAUUCCUGGGCCUUGCCUAUUUGGAAGCUGAAAUAAAAACAGUGUGAUUCUUUGGAAAGAAUUCAUAGGUAAAUGGAUGCACUAGGAUAGAGGAAGCAGACCUAGUGUGUAUAAAAAUGUAAUCAAUUGAAGCCCCUAGGUAACUUAAUAGGCUCCCAUUGUCGAAUGGGGCCAGACUAAAAUUCUUAUCUUUUGACAAGCUGGGAAAUAAUGGGCAAUUCCCUUUCAGGAAGUAAGAAGACAGAUAUUCAUAUUCCCAUUACUUUCCAACUCCAGAUUCCCAAAAUAUGGCUAACAAAACAGGCACCAAAAAACCUGAGAGAUUUUUGUUACUAUGUUGUACCCUGUAAAAAACACUCAGUCUCAGAAUUCAUGUUCAUCCCCACUGCUAAUUAAACCCAAGUGAACAGCUGUUACUAGAUGGCACCGAACCAUAGCCUGUACCCGGACAGAUUUGGAUGAUUUAGCCAGACUGGAAACUCAAGCCUCCAGCUGCACAAGUGUGCCCCAAUUAGCUUGUUAUUCUCACAAUAUUGGAUUCCAUAUAUUUUGUGGAAAUGGAUUUUUGGAUUCUACUUUUCCCUCUUAAAACAGGGCUUUAUACAAGAUGGUGAUUGAAAUAUCACAAAGUAAUAGGGUUGGACUAAAUUAUUCGGCAAGUGGAAUGGGAAAAACUAAUGUCUGGAUCAAGGAGGACUCUGACUAUGAAAGUAGUCAUAGAAAUUACAAAGGAAAAUUACAGCAACCGAAAAAUUGUAAAUGCAUGUCCAAAAAAUUAUGUUAACAAACUUGUGUAGCCCAUUAGAAAGAGUAUUUGCCACAAUUGUAAUGCUUCACAGUUUUAAUAUGCCUUUUAUAAAUAAAUGGGAAAGUUAUGUGUAAGUUAAAGAAACAAAGUAAUGUAGCAGUGUGAUUACAAUUAUGUGCUUAUAAAUAAAUUAUAGCAAAUAAAAUGGAACAUAAUGUGAUUACUAAAAAAAAUCAUGUUUUCAGGAGACUUUAAUUACAUGGAAAAAACUCAUAAUCCAAAGUGAUAACACCUUAUACAGCCAGUAUGAUCCAAAUUAUGUGCAUAUUUGUUGUCUACAUUUAAGAACAAAGGAAAAAAUCCUGAAAGAAAAUAAAUUAAAGAGAUAACAGAGGUUUUAUCUGUGGUAGUAAGAGUAUGGGUAAUUGUUUCUUUCCUUCAUAAUGUUCUUUUAUUUUAGACUUUAAGAAAACAAACCAAAAAUAUUAAAACAGAAAAUAUUUCUUUUCACUAAAGCAUGGGUCCUUCUUUAAAAAUUAAAGUUCAUGCUGGAUGCUGUGAUGUACUCCUGUAAUCCCAAUAACUGGAGAAGGCUGAGGCAGGAGGAUUGCAAGUUCAAGGCCAGCUUCAGCAACUUAGCAAGACCCUGUCUCAAAAUAAAACAUAAAUAAAAGUACUGGGGAUAUAGCUUAGUGGUAAAGUACCCCUGGGUUCAAUCCCCAGUAACAACAACAACAAAAAUCAAAGUUCAUAUUUUAGAAUGGAUAAAGCAUUGAAUGAAAAGCCUAUCAGAGGCAAAAUUUUAGGAUAAAAAAAAAGAAAGCUGUGUACUAUCUUUCUGAAAUAACAGAUGGGUAGACUUAGGGACAAGCCCUUUCAACUUGAGCACUCUUUCAUGUUUAUUCUUCUUCUUAUAAAAGACCUUAGUUUAGCAAACUAGAUGAUCACCCCCUACUCUCAAGCACAACUGUCUCUGAUAAUCUGGCGUCCUUUCCUACAGCGUUUUCGCCUUUCACAUACACAGACACACAUGUGUUAUAGGCAUCACCAAUUGAUCAUUCUCCAUGUUCAUCUAGUUAACAGAUGGGGAGUUCUGCCCAUUCUCCUGCCAAGUAUUUUUGAGCACUCUUUUUUUUAAUUAAACCAUUUAUCUAGCCACUUAAAAAGUCUGCCUUUCUAGCCACUCAUAUAAAGACACAUGGCAUUAUGUUUCAGUGCAUUUUAAAACACUAGUUCUUACCGACCUUGUGGGACAAUCCUUUUUAUUGACUAUUCACAUUAAGUAUUUCAACACAGAAUUUUGAUUAAAGGAACCUGGUUCACCAGCUUUUGCCAUGGCAGAGUGUUGAAAUUCUUCCCAGGAGGCUAAAAUAUGUGGUGAUUUGAAUUAUCUAGAAUUCCACAGGAAAAUGCAAUAGGAUUUCACAGCAGGAAAUGACCUUAGAAAUAACUUAAUCCAACUCUAUUUUACAAAUGAGGAAAUUGAAGCCAGAGGGGUUAAAACCCAAGCUUUAAAACCCAGUUGGAAACAAGUCUUCUGACUUCUUAUUGGGUCUUUUUAAUAUAUUAUCCUUAUAGUAAGUUCCUAAAUGUUGUGUUAUGUGGUAUUUGGGGAUCACUUGCAUAUAUAAUAGAUUUUGGAGUUGCAUAUGAUCAUGAUGAAUUUAAAGUUUUACCUGGGCCUGGGGUAUAACUAAGUGAUAGAGCACUUGCUUAUCAUGUGUUAGCUUAUCAUGGAUUUAAUCCCCAGCAGCACAGAAAAAAAUAAAAUAAAAUGAAGUUUUAUCUUAGUUGCCAUGAUGACAAAGUGUAACAAGGACAUCACUACAGCUUGAGAACAUGUGGUCUUAGCAUAGGAAGGUUUUCCUCAUUUUUCUACAGAAAAUUCUCAUUUUUCCUUGGUCUAAUUCUUUUAAACUUAGUUAAUUUUUUUUUCUGUGUUAAUUCUAGACUUUGAGAAGAAAAUUCUUCUAUCGGUGUUAUUUUUAUUGAGACCAGCUUUGUUAGACUUUUAAUUUGACAUUUAUUUAGCCAAGCUUUGACUGUUAUUUUGAGUUACAGAAAUGUAAUUUUUCAGUUAAAGAAGAAGCACAAGAAAGCCUUGUUAAGGAAGAAAAGUCAUUUUCACUAUAGAUUAUUGUUCUGAAAAGCAUAACUGAAAAAUUUCUGUAGAUGGUUGAGGACAUAGUCUGUCCUCCUGACCACUAAGAUGAAGAUAUCACAACAGCUGCAAGGGAUUGCUUACACCGUUGGAAUUCAUUUUGAUACAGUUGAGUUUUUAUUAUUUUUUUGACUUCCUCCCCAGUGUUUUUUGAUAACAGGUGUGACUUUUAACCUUCCACACUCAACCUCAUACAACAUACUGAGUAAUUUUGUAAAGGCAAAAUAAUCCAAAAUAUGUGGGAAAUGAACUUAAGAUUAAUAAUAUUAUACUUUUGAGAGCAAAUGAUAAUUUUAUAAAAUUAGACAUACUAAAAAUUGAAAAUAGCAAAUAUUGGAUUAGGAGAUAAUUGGUGAAUUUAGGAAUUAUUGAUUGUCUUUAUACUUUUGAUCUCUGGUCUAAUUGAUUUAAGGCUUUAUCCAGUUAAUAAAUGAGUAAAUUUUAGACUGAAUCUUAGACAGAAAAUAAAUUCAGAAUUUGAACUUACUUUCAAAAAUAUAAAUAUAUCUUCACUGAGGUUGUAAUCAACAUACAAAUUCUUAUUUAUGUAAUUUGGAUAGUUUGUACUGGAAAUUCAAGAGGUUUUCUAUGGAUAAGAUCCAUACAAUUUUGAAAGUGGGCAAUCUUUGUGUGUCUUUCUUUUCUUAAUGAAAAUAGUGAAUGUAUUAGGCUUGAAUUAGGUUUAAUGUAAGCCCCAAGUACAUAUAAGUAUAAAAGUGUACUUCAACCUCCAAACUAAUCAUUUGGACAACCUUUUUGUGUUAUAAUCCAAAUUAUCACUAACUUCUUCAGUAGGCACUUCUACCAUUUUUUAUUAAUAUUUAAAGGUUAGACAUAGUUUUAAACAUUUCUAAUUGUCCUUAAGAUAUAUCAUUGUAUAUAAACGUUAAAUAGCAAUGAAUAUGGAAAUGUUUUAACAUUCUUAGGAUAUAUAAAUCUUUGUUUAUCCAUAAUAUCAAAUUUUUUCCUUAUAAUACCAUAUAUAUUUAUGACAAUAGAUGCUUGUAAUUUUGAUUCACAUCUUUAUAUGCUUUUCAGAGGCAGAUUUCUGAAUCAUUAAGAGAAGAUUACCAUCUUUUCCAUAUUUUUUUGUGACUAUUCUAUACAUAGGUUACUGUAGUCGUUCCCACACUGUUCUGUUCUUCAGUGUUUCCCCUUUCUAGUGCAUCCUUCGCAUUACCACCAGAUCAGUCCUCCCAAAAUAGUAUUUCAUCCUAUUAAUUCUUUCUUGGAAAACCUUAGCAGUUUCCUAACUGUUAUCCUCUUUGGUCUCUUGCUUCCCUGAAAACAAUCCCUAAUCUUCUUCACUGUCUCCUCAUAACAAGUCCUUAUUGACCUUACUCAUGUUGCUAUGUGAAGGUGUCUAAUAUAGGUGCUUCCUUUCCCUCUCCCUUCAUGUUUACCUAUCAAAUACAUAUAUAAUUAUCCUUUAAAAAAUUUUUGUCACUCUUAACUAUACAACUAGUUUGUGAACAUAUCCUCUUGAAGACUUAAAAAAAUACAAAGUAAAACUAUUGAUUCUUUUAUCCGUUAAUACAAGAAUGAAUGAAUGAAUUGUGGUAUAUUUAUUUUACGGAAGGAAUUAUGUACAACACAAAAACAGUGGAACUGGAGUCCACAUAUCCACACAAGUUAAUUUUAUAAACAUAGAGCAACAAAGGUAGUUUUUGGACUAUAUAUAGUAUAACACAAUUCUUUUAAACUUUGAAAGCAUGUUAAACAAUUCUACAUAUCUUAAUGAUAUAUACAUAUGAAUUAAAAGUAGAAAUAUAUACAGGAAAUGAUUUUUUCAUAUUAUACAUUUUCUUCUAGGAGUUGCAUAAAUUUGGGUUUAAUUCCUAGGUCUUUGAUCCAUUUUGAAUUGACUUUUGUGCAGUGUGAGAGCUAACGAUGUAGUCUCAUUCUUCUACAUAUGAAUAACCAGUUUUCCCAGCACCAAUUGUUUAAAGCCUGUCUUUUUUCCAGCGUAUGCUUUUGGCACCUUUAUCAAAAGAUCAGAUGACUGUAUUUCUAUGCGUUUAUCUCUGUGUCUUCUAUUGCAUUGGUAUAUAUGUCUGUUUUAUGCUGUUUUUGUUACCAUAUGUCUAUAGUAUAAUUUGAAGUCAGGUAUUAUAAUGCCUCCAGCAUUGCUUUAUGGCUAAGAAUUGCUUUAGCUAUUCUGGGUCUUUUAUUCUUCCAAAUGGAUUUUAGAACUGUUUUUUCUAGUUCUGUGAAAAACGUCAUUGGUAUUUUGAUAGAGAUUGCAUCAAAUCUGUAGAUUACUUUUGGUAAGGUAACAUGGCCAUUUUAACAAUGUUCAUUCUGCCUAUCCAUGAACAUGCCAGGUCUUUCUGUCUUAUACUAUCUUCUUCAAUUUCUUUUUUCAGUAUUCUGCAUUCUGUAGUUUUCAUUGUAGAGGUCUUUCACCUCCUUGGUUAGAUUUAUUCCUAGGUUUUUGUUUUUUGAAGUUAUUAUAUAUGGGAUUAUUUCUUUGAUUUAUUUCUUAGAAAAUUCAUUAUUGGUUUGUAGAAAAGCUAUUGAUAUUUGUAUACUGAUUUUGUAUCCUGAAGAGUGACACUUCAAACUUUUCACUGUGCCUUAGAGUUCUCUCCAUAUCAGCGUAAAUGUGUGUGUGUGUGUGUGUGUGUGUUUGUUUUAAUUCUGUACAGUAUCCCCUACUGAGGACAUAUGGCUGGUUUUUCAUAUGUAGAAGAAUGAGAACAGAUCCUUAAACCCUGCACAAAGUCUGUGUCCGUGUGUGAAUAAAAGGAUGCAUUUUCCUUGUUGUAAACUGCACCUCAGUGAGCAUCCUUGUACACAUGUCUGUUUGCUGUUGAAUAAGCAGCAUUUCCCACUCUGUCCUCCUUUCCAUUUUUGGUUCACAGCAAUGUCUCAUAGCCUACAUUGCUAUGGGUCUUUUUCAGGGUCUAGCUUCUCUCUUCCAGGGUACCACCAACACAAACAAAAACACUCACAGAAUCAUUCAUGAAAUUUGGAUUUUAGAGUUGACUCGCUCAAUGGUCUUCUACCUUUUUCUCCUUUGUUUCAUGGAAAUGUUAAAUGGGAUGACAUUCAGAUUCUGACAAGCUCUUAUUCUAAUUAGGCUUGUGAAAGUGAUACCAUCAAUAUUUACUUAUUUUUAUUUUUUAAAAUUUUAUUUUAUUUGUGCUGGGAAUUUUCCCAAGUCUUUGCACAUGCUACACAAGACCUCUACCACUGAGCUGUACCCCCAGCCCCCAUCCAUUUUUAUUUUGUGUUUAGCUACUAGUAAAUAUCACUUGAACCUUGUAAACUAAAUCAUAAAGGUUCACAGUUCUUAUGAAUCAAGGGUCAUUAUACUUUACUCCUCAUGAGUCUUCUACAUUACUUCUUAAGUGAUCCUCAAAUACCAUUUCCAAAUAGUAGUGGUGGUGUUGUUUUUGGGUUUUUUUUUUUUUUUUUCUUUUGGGUAAAUGCUCAGUGUUUCACAGAAAGCUGUUACUUGUACCAGCUCAUUUUAAAGUAUUAUCCUUCUUUCACAAAUUCCAAGUAAUUAAUGCUUAAGAUUACUCAACUAGUAAGUUUUAGGGCCUAGACUCUACUUCAUAUCUUUUGAUUUCUAGGUUCUCUAUUUUCUUAAAGACAGUUUCCUUAUACUUAAAAUAUUUGUUGAACAUGUGCUAAACUUCUUUUUUAACGUUUACAAGGAGAUUGGUAUUUAUCAGGUGCUCUUUAAAUGUUUAUCCCCCACUACCAACCUUUUCCUUCUGCCUCUGAGUUUAUUUUGUGUAGUUUUGGGACUCGGGACUCUGUUUAGUUGUUUCUAGACUUCAAGAUGACCAGCACUUUUGAGCCAACAUCUCCUAAGCAUUCAGGAAAUGCAUUACGCAAGUAGCUGUGGUUAUUGCUAUCCUUCAAAUCACUUGACAUAGACCAUAAACAUUUAGUUCUCUUCCAUGAAAAAUGGAUUGGAGGCCAAGCUUAACUUGUCUCAGGGUAUCUGUUUCAUCCUCAUGGUAGAACCCAAGUGUGCCAGUGAUGAUUCACGGAAAUGCUACAGGAUGAAGAAUGGCUUUGCUUUUGUUGGAAAUCUUUUGAAGAAUGUUCAUCAAAGUGGAUUCUUUGUUUUCAGAUACUUUUUUUCCUAACAUACCAUCACAGUGAACUGAAGUUAUUACUUACACAGAGUAUCUUCUUACAAAAGGACAAUAUGGCACAAUCCACUGUGACUAUUGAGGCUAAAAUGUGCUAGUUUAAGCACUUUAUUUCUUAAUAUUAGGCUACUAUCAUAAAGCUCAAAAUAUGUUUUCCUUCAUAACAUUUUAGUUGUUCAGAAAUAUACAAAGCCAUUUUUUCACAGGCUUGAUUUUCCUGAAGAGCUUCUUGAAAUUUAUAAAGCCAAUCAGGCACUAUGGCACACACUUGUAAGCCUAGCAACUCAGGAGACUGAGGCAGGAGGAUUGUAAGUUUGUGACCAGCCUGGAAAACUUAAUGAGACCUUGUCUCAAAGUACCAAAAAAGGGAGGAGGGAGCUGGAGAUGUAGCUCAGUAGUAAAGCACUCUGGGUCAAUCCCUAGUACCAGGAAAAACAAGAAAGAAAUUGAUAACACUGUCCCUUUGUAAAUUGUAGUAUUAAUUCUGCAGCUAUGUUGAGAAGAGAAUCCUCCAGACAGACGGAACAUUUUCAUGUUGCCUUAUUCUCAUUACCUUUACCAUACAGUCUUCCAAUUCUCUUCCCAAAAAAUUAUUAAAAGAGAUUUUAAAAGGUGAAGGAAAUACACUCAUCUUUUUUUUUCAGUUUCUUAUUAAAGUUUCUCUUCCUAUACUUUAUUACUUUUUAAAAAAUUUCCUUUGCCUCUGUAUAGACCCCCAUUAUCUUGAUUGCUCUGGGCCUCCCCCUUUUCCUCCUUCUGAGAACUUUACAGUCUCAUUAGUUGUUCCCUUGACCGAUAUUUGUACACAUACCACAGUUCACUGGUCAUCUGAGUACAGGAGCCAAGGUUCUCAACUGCUCUUACUGUGACAUGCCAGGGGCAAUUUAUUACUAAUUAUAAGUACUUGAGUUUUGUAAGUGCUUUAUUUUUUUAAAGUAGAUUUGAGUUUAGCCCUAAAAUAAUGUCACUGUCACCCACUUGCAUACAGAAAUGCUUUCUUGAGUGGGAGAGAAUGACAGUGCAGUUAGUCUCCUGUCAGGGAAUUGUGCACAACCCCAGCUUUCUGUAUUAAGGACUGUGGGAGUGUGUUCUGGAACAUGUAAAUGCUAUUUUUCCUUGGACUUUUUCUUAUAAAAAAAAAAAAAAAGGCUAACCCCCGGCUAACCCCCUUACCAAAGAACAGGCAAAUGUUCCCACUUAGGAUUAUUAUUACUGUUUGGGUUUGUUUGGGUGGCUGAUUGGCUGGCAUGUGUUUUGACCAUAUGGUUUUAAAAGAUGAAUGAACCCUAGAAAAAAAGACAGUUUUCCUCUCUCUUUUAGAUGUCAGGUUUGUUUGUUUUUACUGGUUGUUUAUCAACAUAAGACUCUGAAGUUAGGGUGAAAAAAUCAUCCAGUGGUUUGUUGUUAAAAGGAACAAAUCUGAAAGAUUUUACAAAUGGAGAAAGAUUGCUUUUUAUCUACGAAAGUAUAGGGUGGGCUUCUCUCUUGUCCCUUGUACAGGUCUUUUCUGAUAGGAGAUACACAGGCAGAAUUAAAGAAGGCAACACUAAAUAAAACCGGUUUCAUAUUUUACCUAUAGUGUGGUUUGGGUGUUUCCAGAAUCUGUUUGUCAUUUCCAUUAGUAGAAUAACUUCAAAAGGGAUCUAAUGUUUUCCCAGGAGGUAUCUUUGUGGUAACCUCAAUAUUUCUUUUCAACUCAUGUUGACAAUCUCUAGUUAUUGUCUCAAAUUUAACAUAAAAUGAAGUCUUUAUUCAAGCAGAAAGAAUGUGACACAUCCAUGGUUGUUUCUGUCUCAGGAGUAAACUAGUUACAGAUCCAUGAAUUUCUCAAUUAAACAAAAAAGUUAGUGGGGGUGAGUAGGAGGAAGGAGAAUGUUUACAUUUCUUAAAACCCAAAUGUAUGCAACAAAAUCUUAUUUCCUUGAAAAUACCUACAACAUAUCCCAGAAUUGUGACUCCAGGGAUCAUUUUAUGUCUAAAGAUAGAAAAAUCUAUUAACUUCUCAAUGGAAGUGCAAGAGAUGCUUUUGAAAAUGCAUAACUAGGAAACUGGGCAUGAUAAACUAAGGCUAUGCAUACAAAUGAUUUGCAUCUUUGUUCAAUGCUUUAUACUCUCCCUCUCUGUAAAAAUAAAAAUUUCUCAUAGCUAUUAAUAGCUUCAUCCUUGGUGUUCAGAUGGCAUAUUCUUUAAAACUCAGUAUGUAGCCAAGUGUGGCUGGGCAGGAGGAUCACAAGUUGAAGGCCAGUCUCAGCAAUUUAGCAAGAUCUUGUCUCUAAAUAAAUAAAUAAGCAAACCCUGAGGGUGUAGUUCAGUGGUAAAGUGCCCUGGGUUCAAUCCUUGGUUCGGAAAAAAAAAAAAAAAGUCAGUGUGUGAUUGUGUCAAUAGUUGUACAACUGUGAAAGUACUAAAAACCAUUUAAUUAUAUACCUUAAAUAGAUGAAUUCUAUGUAUGUGAAGUAUAUCUCAAUAUAUAUGUUCUGUUACAUUAAAAAUCAAUAUGUAGGGCUGGAGUUGUGGCUCAGUGGUAACGCUCACCUAGCAUGUGUGAGGCACUGGGUUCGAUCCUCAGCACCACAUGUAAUAAAUAAAUAAAUAAGAUAAAGGUAUUGUUUCCAAUUAUAAUUUAAAAAAAAAUCAAUAUGUAAUUAUAUUUGAAAAUAUAGAUUUGGGGGCUUCUUUGGCCAGUUCAUCCAAAAGCCUCAUAGUUUCUUCAGGAGUGAACAUCUUUAUAGAAAAGGCAGUUUGGGUAAAGCAUGCUUCCUAGGCCUUCACCAAAGCACCAGACUUGUAUACUAUAUUCCUCUGAGCAGUUGAUUGCCCCUUGCAUUAAAUGUCUUAUUUUUAGAUUUUAAAAAUGAAUAAUUUUACAUAUAUAAAAAGAAUGCAUUUUUGUAUUUUUAGUAAUGCUGUGAAUAUUUAAUCUCAUAUUUGUUAUUAAAGCACAAAUUCUAUUACACUGUUCUUACUGGAAACUCAGACUAAGUUUCACAUCUCCUAAAGAAAAGAUACUUCUUUUCCCAUAGAAGAGAUUGAUACUUUAUGAUUGUACCAUGGGUUUCCUCUCAUGGUUUUACAAAACACAUACAGUACCGAGAGCAGCAAAAUAGCCAUCAAGAGUCUCAAGUCUUGCUGGGCAGGGUGGUGCACACCUGUUGUCCCAGCAGAUUGGGAGGCUGAGACAGGAUAGUGAGUUCAAAGCCAGCCUCAGCAAUAGCAAGGUGCUAAGCAACACAGUGAGACCCUGUCAUUAAAUAAACUACAGAAAAAAGCUGGGGAUGUGGCUCAGUGGUUGAGUGCCCCUGAGUUCAAUCCCUAGUACCCAAACAAACAAACAACAAAAAAAGAGGCUUGAGUUCUCACUAGAGCUCCCUUGCUGAGACCCUGAGUGACCAGAGGUAAGCUGAAGUCCAUCAUUAAAAGUGGGGCUGGAGGGCUGGGGUUGUGGCUCAGUAGUAGAGCCCUUACUUAUAUAGCAUGUGUGAGGCACUGGGAUCGAUCCGCAGCACCACAUAAAAAUAAAUAAAUAGAUAAAAUUAAGAUAUCUACAACUAAAAAUGUAAAAAAAAAAAAAAACCCAACAACAACAAUCUGGGGGCUGAAAUAAAAUUGGAAUUUAUAUGGAUUCUCUAAGAUUCUUUCCAGUGUUUGAAGCCUGAGAUUUUUCUGUCUCCUGGAUUGUAAUAUUUUUAAUGGUCUUUAAGUCCAUGAGGACAUGUAAAUAAGACAUGGGAUGUAGAAAGUAGGCAUCUUUUGUAUAAACACAUUAAUAUAAAGUGCAUUCUAGAAUGUAAGCUUCAUGAAGUUUAGGACCCUGUUUGUCUCGUUCAAGGCUAUACUAGCAGUUAGAUAGAUCUUUUUGUAAAAGUGAGUAUAUAUGCCUGAUGCAGUGGCACAUGCCUAUAAUCCCAGCUAUUCAAGAGGCUGAGGCAGGAAGAUUGCAAGUUUGAAGCCAGUCUCAGCAAUUUAAUGAGACUCUUUCUCCAAAUAAAAUUUUAAAAGGGCUGGGGAUCUAGCUCAGUGUGUAUAGCGCUUGCCUCAUACGUGCAAAGCCCUGGUUUCAAACUCUACCAUUAAAACAGGGAGGAAACACUUUGCAAGAAAUGUAAGUGGAGUGGAAAAAUAAGAAAGAGAACUUUAGAUGUUUAAGAAAUUCUAAGGUGGGGUUUGAACUGUUGGAAGAGUAAUAGCUUGAAGUAGAAAGAUUGGAGGGCAGGUGUUUACAUUUUGUUUCCUCUAAGUAUGGUCCAACCUAGUAGAAGAUUUCUGGUUAAGAAAGGGUAGGUGCAUAGCUGGGGAUACCAUUUAUUCAGUCAUCAAAUACUUAUAUACUCUCUACAUAUUAGUGAAGUGGUUCUCAAGCUUUGUGGUCUCAUUGGCCUAUUAUUCUUCUAAAAAUUAUUGAGACCCUCCAAAGAGCUCUUGUUUAUAUGAAUUAUAGCUGAUAUGUGCCAUAUGGGACCUAAAACUAAGAAAUUUUAAAUUAUGUAUAUAACCCAUUAAAAAUAAUAAUAAAUCAUUGUAUGUUAACAUCAAUCACAUUUUCAUGAAGAAUAAUUACAUAUUCAAAAAAGUUUAGGGAGAUGAGUUUCAAUUCUUAUUUUUGCAAAACUGUUUGACAUGUGGUUUUCCAGAAGAUAGCUGUAUUCUCAUAUUACAACCUGUUGCAAUAAUUGGAAAAUGGAGGCCCUCACAGAACCCAUUAAAGGAUCUCAGAAACUCCUAAGGGUCUUCAGAUCACACUGUGAAAACCACUGCACUUGGGAAUAGUAAAACAUUGGUUCUUGCCUGUGUCAAGCACAGGCGAUGGAAGUAGGGUUCCCCUCAGUGGAAUGGGCUGGCUGCAAAACAAAAGUUAAGAAAAAUUGAACAGCGAAAGAACCACAGGACACAGAAAAUAUUUUUACAAAGUGGGGACAGGAUGUGCCAGCCGAUCUUAAGGAUCCAGCUUCCAUGCUUUAUUUAUGUCUCUGGGGGUGGGGCACAUCAAAGGCAGGGAUAAGGUUUCAAGGGCGGAGUCUUGCUUUAUGUUGACUUGAGGUCAGCAGGUUGAUUGAGAUCUUGGCAGGUCACACCCAUCUCAGGUGCUGUGUGGGAUUUCUGGCAGAGCUUGAGGGGAAAUUCACCUGCAUCAGGUGGCCAAUCCCUGUGGGGGUGCCAUGGAAGGUUCCCAAUGCCAGACUGAUCCUCUCAUUAGGCUACUAUGUGCAACAUAGUCCACACACAGCCUGCAGACAGCUCAUGACAAUUGGUAGUGGAUUUUGUUUGUUCACCAAAUAUUUAUUAAAAGCUUAAUACAGGCCAGCAAGUAGGAAAAAAAUUAAUCGGCUAGGAAUGAAAAAUUUGGAAAUUGUGACUGAGUUUGAAAUUUCUUUAGCAAGCUUAUCCUGUAUAUUCAGGAGGCAGGGUGUGAAGGAUAAGAGGGAAUAACAACACAGGGUUUGGGGAAGUGGUGAUUUGAAAUACAAGCCCACACUUGCUAAAUUGGAGCAUGAAAUUAGAUAUUGAUGUCCUUCCUGUUUAAAAAAAAAAAUUGUUUUGGUAGGUGCUUGAUAAGUAAGGAUGGAGUUUGAUUGAGGUUCAAAGAUGAGGAUUCCUGUUGUAAGAGAGGUGAGGAGUCCAGUCACUGUGGGUUCUGGAGCAUGCUAGAACCUGUGAUCUCAUCUGGGGAGUGGGACUGGGCACUUGUAAAACCUUUGUUUAUAUUAUGAUGCUUUGUUUCUGAUUGUUUUU